AUGUUUCAAGUAGCUAGAAACAUCCUGGUGACCGGCACCAACCGUGGAAUUGGACUUGGACUGGUGAAAGAGCUGGUGAAAUUGAACCCUUAUCCGGGCCAUCUUUUUGCAACUUGUAGGAACCCUAGUAGACCUGAAGCUAAGGCUUUGCAGAAUUUGGCUAGUCAGUAUGACAACAUUAACAUCGUUCAGUUAGAUACGACAGACCUUUCCAGUAUAAAGCAAGCUGCGUCAGAAGUGGAGUCCCAUCUGAAAGGACAAGGGCUGAAUCUGCUAAUCAACAACGCUGGCAGAAACUCCCAAGCCUUUUUGCUGGAAAAUGUCGAUCAGGAAGAUAUGCUAUUGUCAUACAAGACCAAUGCUGUGGGGCCCCUCCUAGUUGUCAAAGAAUUCCUGCCUCUCCUGAAGAAGGCUGCCAAGGAGACCACACAAGAAAACCUGGGAGGCAGCAAGGCAGUUGUUGUCAACGUAUCUUCCGUCGUUGGCUCCAUUGGGCAGGGUUUUACAAGCCUAAUAGUACCAGUUCCUCCAAUGUACCAAUAUCGUGCCAGCAAGACAGCGCUGAACAUGAUCAAUGCCUGCCUUGCAGAGGAACUGAAAAAAGAUGGAAUUAUAUGUGUUCUGCUCCAUCCUGGAUGGGUGAAGACUGACAUGGGAACAGAUCUGGCUCCUGUGACAGUGGAGACCAGUAGUAAGGGUAUGGUGAAGGUCAUUGCUGGCUUAGAUUCGUCAUCAUCUGGCACUUUUCUGGAUUGGGAGGGGAAAAAAAUAGUCUGGUGAACAGAAUGAGCCUCCUUGAGCUUCUUGCUGGGGUAAAGCAUCAGACCUUUGUGGACUGAAAGGAGUCCACAAACAGAAACCUUGUCCCUAAACACAGGAUGAUGACCUCCUACUUGUUUAUUAUCAAUAAAUGCACUCUGAUCACAUACAAUAUUGCCAUCUCCUUUCAUGCCACGUGACACAUAUGGAAACAGUCUCUCCAAUGGAGUGGUUGCUGUUGCUAUUUACCAUAUUUUUU
This is a messenger RNA of Thamnophis elegans (Western terrestrial garter snake), 1018 nucleotides long. Its product is annotated as C-factor-like. The transcript is spliced from 6 exons. The record is from RefSeq and is a predicted model, not a curated record. Bases 1 to 780 code for a protein of 259 amino acids. NCBI's taxonomy places the organism in Eukaryota, Metazoa, Chordata, Lepidosauria, Squamata, Natricidae.